AUUUCCUGGAAGAACCAAGAUAGUAUUAUAAAAAAUUAAGGCAGUACGAAUAUUAUUUACUCUAAAAUAUCUGUACUUGAUUUCAACAAAAAUGUAAAAUUAGGAAUUCAUAACUGAUAAAUGUCAAUGAAAUUAUUUAGACAAUGUUUUGAUACUUAAAAAUGUAUUAAACUGUAACAUGUUUGUAAAAAAUAUAUAACUAUGGAACAGGGCUUAAAACCGUUUACCGGUUUUUCACGAAAACCGUUAAAAACCGUAAAUUUUAAGAACCUUAAACCGGUAAUCUAUUUUAUCCGCAUUUUGGAAAGCGAAUAUCGGUAACCGAUUAACAAAAGUUUAUAAUGUCAUAUACAAAACACCAAUUAUCACCAUUUCUGAAAAUCGUUCAUUUAGCGAUACCCGGUAACCAGUAGAAAUAUUGCGGAAAAAGAUUAUUUUGUUCCAAUAAAUUACCUACCAAUUAUUUAUUGUUAUUUCAGUUUAUAUUCUAGUCUCUAUUUAGUAGAAAAACAUUUAUCAGUGGGUACUGGGGAAUACCUAUAUUGAAGUUAUGCAUUUCAUUAUAUAGGUAGAUAUACAAUGUCAAAUACGUACAUGCUAUACGGGCAAUAUACAAUAGGUUUAUGAUGUAAAUAAAUAUAUUAUAAAUUAAAAAUAAUAUAUUUAUUAUUUAUAGCUGUACUGAUUAUUUAAUAUUACUGGUAUUCACUAUUUCCCUUUUGGCUGUUUCCUGUACAACGGUCUACAUGGUUAUUUAAUAUUAAUGAUCUACAAAUUAUAUAAUAUAAAUUAUAAAUAUAUAUUAUGUAUAUCAUAUUAUUUACUUGUUACCUGCUAUUAUUCGUAAUUAUUUAUUUAUUUCGUUCAGUAUUUUUGUAUAGCACUCCUUACAGACCACCGUAUUGUUGUAUAGUGUACAGACGUACAUUGUGCAGUCGUCACUCGUCAGUUAUAUAUAUUUAAUAUUUUUGAAUAUUUUGUUGUUGUUUUCUAUUAAUCAUGAAAAAUCCAGUGCUAGAAAUGUUUUUUACGUUUAACGUAAGCUCAAAUACUUCGAAGUGCAAUAUAGAUAAUUGUAAUAAAAAUAUGACUGGUAAACAUUCCUCUAAUUUGGAAAAACAUAUUUUUUCCCAUCAUAAAAAACAAUUUAAUGAACUCCAAGAUGUUAAAAAUAGCAAAAAAAUUGAUGCUCCUGAGUCUACAUGGAAAUUCAAAAAACAAAAGAGAGACAUUGAUUCAAGUCAAAUGCUUAUGAGUUCUUUUAUUGCAAACAACACUAUAAAAAUUGAAAUGGACAAGAAGAAACUACUGUCUGCUUGUGUUGAACUAAUAACAGUGAAUGGAAGACCAAUGUGCCUAAUGCAAGAUUCUGGUUUUCAAAAAAUAAUAAAUCCAAUACUUAAAGCCUUUGAACCUAAUUCUAUAUCUAUAAAUCCACAAAACAUAAGAAGUCAUGUAUCUGCUACUGCUUUAAAAAUAGUUGCUGAAAUUUCUGACGAUAUGAAAUAUAAGAUGGUUUCAUUGAAAGUAGAUGGAGUUUCAAGACAUAAUAAGUCAUUUUUGGGAGUCAAUGUUCAGUAUAUGCACAAAGAUACAUUGACUUUAAAAAUUAAAACCUUGGCCAUUUUCGAGCUUGUUGAACGCCAUUCCUCGAAAUACUUAAAAGAUACAUUGCUUAAUGUUAUAAGUAAAUAUGGACUAACUAAAUAUCAAAUAUAUUCAAUUACAAGUGAUAACGCUGCUAAUAUGUUAAAAAUGACUGAUUUAAUGAUAAGCGAUCCAGAUCAAGAAAUAGCUGAAGACUUGAUAGUGGAUAAUGAACCAAUAGAGCUUGAAAAUGAGGUAAUUGAUGCUAUUUGUCCAGAAGCAAUUACUUCAAAAGUAAGAUGUGCAGCACACACUUUAAAUUUGGCAAUUGAAGAGGGACUGAAAAUCCAAAGUAUCCGUGGUGCUCUUGCACGAGCAAGAACAGUUGUUAAGAAAUUACGAACUCCAAUCUAUGCUGGACUACUUAAACAGGAAAAUAAAAAACAAGCCAUUCGUGAUGUGGAAACCCGAUGGUCAUCUGUGUAUGACAUGUUAUAUAGAUUUCUUGAACUCAAAGAUUUCUGUUUGAAAUUUCAAGAUACCAUGAACGAUUUAAAACUAUCUUUACCCGAUUGGGAUAAUAUUGAAAAAAUGGUGGCUUCACUAGAACCUGCAAAAAUAGGACUUGUUUCUUUACAAAAAAGUGAUAUUACCAUUGGGGAUUUCUUUGCAAUUUGGUGGAAUAUAUUAUCAAAGUUACAAAAAGUAGAUAGUUCAUUAUCACAAGCAAUAGUAAUUUCUAUGGACCGGAGAAGUAAAUUAUUGUUUGAAGAACCUAUAUUUUCUUCUGUAAUUUUUUUAGAUCCUCGGUUUCAAAGAAUGCUCAGCAUAGAACAAAAGUCAAUUGCUAAAAAUCACUUAAACAAAACAUGGAAUGCAAUGAAACUUACUUCUGAAACAAUUGUAAAUAAUGAUGUUAGUGAGACAACCACCAACGAAGAUGAUACUAUUGGUGAAAUAGAUGAAUUUGAAAUAUUUUUAAGUUCUCAAAGCAGUACACCGUGCCUUGAGGUGGAAAAUAAUGAUAAUCGUUCAAUUAGAGUUAUAAUUGAAGAAUUUGAUAAUGUGCCUCGACUUCAUCAUAAAAGCUGUGUUCUAAAAUAUUGGUCAGAGAAUAAAAUUAUAAAACCAGAAUUAUUUCAGUUAACACAAGUUGUUAUGGCUGUUCCGUGUACGCAGGUGACUGUAGAAAGGACGUUUUCCGGAUUAAAGUUUAUUUGCAACGAUCUAAGAUCAUCCAUAUCCUCUCAUUUACUUGAUGAUAUUAUGGUCAUACGAGGAAAUCAUAGUUAAAACUAAUUUUCAAUGUUGUUUAAUUUACAAUUUACAUUUUAUAAAAUUAUAAUAAAUUAUUAUAGGUACUUACAGUUUUUGUUUUUUGUUAAUUUAUAAAAAGGUGUAUAAAAAUUAAAAACCACGGUCUAAGAGUUAAGACAGAAUAGAGAUUAGAUAAUAUUAUGUACUGAGAUUUAUAUUUUAUCUUAGUCUGUGGUGUAAACACAUCAUUAUAAAUAGUUCAUAAUUGUUAAGUUAAAAAAAAAAAAAAGGUUUUGUGAAAAGCGGUAUUUAAACCGAUUAAAAUCGGUAAGUGGUGAUUUAAAUAUAUCAUAAACCGUUAAAAAUUGGUAUCCGGUAACCAUUAUAUUAAUCUGGUGUAAGGUAACCGAUAACUGGUUAACAACACUUCUUAGAACGAGAAAACUGGUAACCGGUUAGUAAAAAAUUUUCGGC
This is a messenger RNA of Aphis gossypii (cotton aphid), 3318 nucleotides long. RefSeq lists its product as uncharacterized. Lineage: Eukaryota; Metazoa; Arthropoda; Insecta; Hemiptera; Aphididae. The transcript has 9 exons. Gene Ontology annotation, cellular component: nucleus. The record is from RefSeq and is a predicted model, not a curated record. The coding region runs from base 1000 to 2880 and encodes 626 amino acids. Gene Ontology annotation, molecular function: protein dimerization activity. Gene Ontology annotation, biological process: regulation of transcription by RNA polymerase II.